UAACUCGAGGGUUUAUGUCGACUGUUGUUCCUACUUAUACUGCACUCGACAGUCACUCACAAUGACUCCGUCUAGCACGACUAGAUGGCUCACUUCGCUCUUUCUAGUCUCAUGCUGUUCAGCGCUGGCAGUGCGCCAAGUUGAAACGUAUGAUUACGUGGUCGUGGGCUCCGGCCCGGGCGGUGGUCCUCUCUCGGCGCGGCUUGCCAUUGCCGGUUACAAAGUGCUUCUCAUAGAAGCCGGCGAUGAUCAAGGCACGAAUCUUCGCUAUCAAAUCCCAGCUCUUCAUGCGCAAUCUACCGAAGAGGAGAGCAUGAGUUGGGACUUCUACGUUAACCAUUAUUCCGACCUCGAGCGUCAAAAGAAGGAUUCGAAGAUGACAUAUCGUACGCCAAGUGGAGAACUGCAUAUAGGUCCCAACAGCAAUCUUGGGACUGGUGAGCCUCCGGCUGGGAGCGAGCCUUUGGGAAUCCUUUAUCCAAGAGCCGGGACACUCGGAGGCUGCAGUGCGCACAACGCGAUGAUUGCCAUAUAUCCUUUCAACAGCGACUGGGAGGGGAUUGCGACUUUGACGGGUGACUCAACAUGGUCGGCGAAAAACAUGAGAGAAGUUUUCAAAAAACUGGAACGAAGCAGAUAUCUGCCCAAUGGAGUUGUCGGACACGGCUUCAGUGGAUGGCUUACCACGAUGGUUACCGACUUGACGCUAGUGCUCCAGGAUCUCAAGCUCCUUUCCCUAGUCAUAGCUUCGGCGACAGCCAUGGGUAAAGGCAUUCUGGGCCUCAUCACGACAGUUACCGGUCUGGCUGAAGUGUUGCUUUUGGACAUCAAUGCGGAUUCACCUACGCGUGAUGCUUCGGAAGGACUCUAUCAGAUUCCCCUGUCCAUGAACGAUCGUACUCGUACUGGGUCCCGAGAGUUCAUCCUAGACACUGCAAAUGCGAAAAAUGCCGAUGGAAGCCGAAAAUACCAUCUGGAUGUGUUGUUGAACAGCCUCGCAACAAAAGUGACUUUUGAUACUUCGGUUACGCCUCCGAAAGCCAACGGUGUCGACUACCUGUCCGGAAGCCACCUCUACCGAGCAUCCCCCUUAUCCUCCGGUGCCACCGAAGGGACAACAAACCACGUCGAGGCGACAAAAGAGGUGAUCAUUGCGGCCGGAGCAUUCAACACUCCCCAACUCUUGAAGUUAUCCGGCAUCGGCCCUAGCGAAGAAUUGGCGCAGUACGACAUCCCUCUCAUCGCAGAUCUACCUGGAGUGGGAACCAAUCUCCAAGAUCACUACGAGAGCGCUUUUGCUGGGAAAUCUACUUCCGACUUCUCCGUAACAGAGCCCUGCGAAUGGCUCCAGUCUACUCCAGACCGAUGCUAUGAGCAAUGGCGCGACAACACCGUCUUCAAGGGCGUGUACGGGUCAAACGGCAUCGCUAUUGGUGUCGCAAAACGAUCUUCUGUCGCGGAAGGUGAUGCAGACUUGUUUAUCUCGGGCGCUCCCGCUUUCUUCACUGGAUAUUUCGACGGCUACUCUAAUGCCUCGCUUGUGGACAAAAGGCAUUGGGUUUGGGUAGUCUUGAAAGGUCAUCCGAGGAAUACCGCUGGGACUGUGACACUGCGAUCCAAUGAUCCUAAGGAUACGCCUCUCAUUAACUUCCACUAUUUUAAUGAAGGUGUGACGGAGGGGAAUGGCGAUCAGAAGGAUCUGCAGGCCAUGCUGGAGGGUAUGGAGCUCAGUCGCAAGAUCUUCAAGUCACUCAUACCCCUUGGUGGAGGUUUUAAUGAAGUUUGGCCUGGUGAGGGGGUUGAGUCGGAUGCGAUGAAGGAAUUCGUCGAAAAGGAGGCAUGGGGUCAUCAUGCAUGCUGCACAGCUAAGAUCGGGGCAGAAGGAGAUAGUACUGCAGUCUUGGAUUCUAAACUUCGUGUAAGGGGUGUAAGCGGCUUGAGGGUUUCGGAUGCCUCUGUGUUUCCUAAAAUCCCUGGGUUCUAUACGGCGGUUCCGGUUUACAUGAUUGGCGAGAAGGCCGCAGAGAUGAUUAUUGAGGAUGCGGAUUAGUCAACUUGGCCUGUCAAUGAAUGGCGUACGAUAAUCUGCUAUAACAUGAACCGUGGUACUGGUGACAGCAAUCGUAUGGUUCUUGCAAUGGAUUCUGAUUAUCAAAACGAACCUUUUGUAUCGGAAUAUUUAUAUGCGUCUCGAGACAUGGACACGCUGUCAUUCAUAAUUGACAGAAUGCGAUACCCAUGUGAUCCGAUGAACGACGUGCUGAU
Messenger RNA from Periconia digitata, 2265 nucleotides. NCBI's taxonomy places the organism in Eukaryota, Fungi, Ascomycota, Dothideomycetes, Pleosporales, Periconiaceae. The record is from the annotation of a GenBank genome assembly.